Molecule: messenger RNA, 5711 nt
Organism: Drosophila obscura
Lineage: Eukaryota; Metazoa; Arthropoda; Insecta; Diptera; Drosophilidae
Product: chromosomal serine/threonine-protein kinase JIL-1
Exons: 9
Coding region: 692-4549 (1285 amino acids)
Biological process (GO): regulation of DNA-templated transcription; protein phosphorylation
Molecular function (GO): ATP binding; protein serine/threonine kinase activity
Source: RefSeq, a predicted model, not a curated record
UUUUCCCACACACGUAUGACACAAACGCAAAAGGAAAAUUUCUGCAGUCGGUCGCGCCGUGGUCUGAAAAAAAAUAAGUGGAAUAUUCCACUAAAUAAUAGCAGUUUGUGCGCGGUUUUUGUGGGCCACUAGUGGGUAUUAGAGUGCUUGAAGAACCCAUUAAUCCGUGGACUAAUUGUGUUCUGUGGCAGCGCUCAAGGUGGCUGUAGCUAAUAAGUGUCCCACGAAUGAGAGCGUAAAGCAGAUGGCGGAGAGCGUCCCGCGCGUCAGUGUGUGUGUGUGUGCGCGUGAAUGAGAAGUAGAAAGCGGCGGUAAAAACCUUGUUCGCGUGUAAAAAACUACACAUCUAAAACGAGAGAUAUUUAAUAAAUAAUAAUUUCGUUGGUGUAUCUCGAGUGGAAAAACAGUGAGACAUAUCCUUGAGCGUCCCAGCCAUCGGCCAGCAGCAACGCAGCAAGCGAUCGGAGAUAGCAGACGAAAACAAAACGCGUCCCCUGGAACCGCCGAUACCGAGGAAUGCCAGCGUACCAACAAUGCGACAUGAUAGUCGGCUACUGGACGUCUUAAGUUGUUGUUACUGUUAGAAUUGUUCAAUUGUUUACAACUUGUUGCCUACGUAAGGGAAUACGUAGAGAAAACGGACCAACUAGAACGCGACGCCAGCAUCCCAGGUCCCAGUCAAGCCGUGGAUAUGAGUAGUCGCCUGCAGAAGCAGCCGGCUGAGAUGGUGGGCAACUUAAAGCCCAGCGGCCGAGAGUCGCGUCGCAAGGCGGCCGUGGUGGCGGCGGCGUUGAUUACUGCCUCAGAAGAUGCCAAUGAAGAGCAUCGCACGAAUGGCCAUGCCACAAAUGGUGGCGGCAAGCGCAGGCGGGCCAGCAAGGCUGGCAAGUCGCCCGUCCUGACCAACGGCGACAGCAAGAGGCCCAAACUGAAGCAACAGAAUCCGGUGAGCGCGACCGAGAAGGCCGUCUCCACCACGAGGACCAACAACAAAAGGUACAUUGCCUGCAGCAACAACAACAAUAAUAAUAACAGCAACAGCAAAAACAUUAAUGUGACCAAUGGUCAACACAACAACAACAAGAAGGCCACCACAACAGCGAAAAAACAAGACUACAAUUACCGUGACACCAUGUCGCCACCCACACCGCCCUCGCCGCCGUCACCCGCACCCAAUGAGUCGGAGGUGGUGUGCAUUUCCGAUGCAGAGAGCGAGGAGAACGAGCCGGCAGACUACUUUGACAGGGACACAGAGGAGGAGGAAGAGGAGCCUGACGUUGUGGAAGUGGAGGAUGAGAUUCUGGUGAACGACACAGCCUCUACCCCAACGACAAAGCUGCAGCUAAAGAACAUUAAUCCGAAGAACAUAGCUGCAGCAGCGGCAGCAGCAGCGGCGGCAGCAGAAGCGGCAGCCGCAGCAGCGGAAGCGGCAGCAGCAGCAGCAGCCGCAUCACCCAACUUUGGCAUCCCGACCAGCAACAGCACGCCGCUGGAUCUUAACAACGAGGCGCAUCAAAGGGACCUGGAAUCCGUGACAGAUCUGCGGUCCUACGUUAAAUUAUACAGUGAAGAGGCAGUGAGUCUAGUCGACUUUAAAAUAAUACGUGUUCUGGGUACUGGCGCGUAUGGACGAGUUUUCCUUGUACGAAAACUGACCCGUCACGAUGCGGGUCAGUUGUAUGCCAUGAAGGUCCUGAACAAGAUAACCGUAGUGCAGAAGCGUAAAACGGCCGAACACACCAAAACAGAGCGUGUGGUACUGGAAGCCGUACAGCGCAGCCCCUUCCUGGUUGGCCUCCACUAUGCCUUCCAGUCAACAUCGAAGCUGUAUCUGGUUCUCGACUUUGCCAAGGGCGGGGAACUGUUUACACAUUUGUACCAUGCCGAGCACUUUGAUGAGCCGCGUGUGCGCGUCUAUAUUGCCGAGGUGGUGCUGGCUCUGGAGCAACUGCAUCAGCUGGGCAUCAUCUAUCGCGACAUAAAGCUCGAGAAUAUCCUGCUGGAUGGAGACGGACACAUUGUCCUGUCCGACUUUGGGCUAUCGAAGAUACUAUCGGAGGAGAAUGAGCACCGGGCGCACAGCUUCUGUGGCACCCUGGAGUACAUGGCCCCGGAGAUCAUACGCACUGGGCCGCCGGGUCACGACAGUGCCGUCGAUUGGUGGUCUGUGGGUGUUCUGACCUUUGAACUGCUCACCGGAGGAUCACCCUUUGCCACCUCUGAUGGCCAGAGUCAACAGUCGGAGAUCUCAAGGCGCAUACAAAGGGAUCAGCCGCAGAUCCCGUCAUCGUUCAGCGCGGCUGCCAAAGACUUUGUGUUGAAAAUGCUGGAGAAGAACCCCAAGCUGCGCCUGGGCAAGAACGAACGCGAUGCCAAAGAGAUCAAGCAGCAUCCCUUCUUCCAUGGCAUCAACUGGCACGAUCUGCGCGCCAAGCGUCGCAAGGCGCCCUACAAGCCCGUCCUCACAUCCGAGGAUGACGUCCAGAACUUCAGCAACGAGUUCACCGACCAGCUGCCGGAGGACAUCGAAUGCGAUGCACCCCCCAGUCGCAUUCGCCUUUUCCGGGGAUACACCUAUGUGGCUCCCGAGCACUUGGAACAAAUGCGCAGGGACAACAACUGUCACAUUGAGUACUGCAAUAAAGGAUUACUGAAUAUGCCAUCAAGACCGCAGGAUCUGGAUCUGGGCAGCCGCACUGCUGGUGGAUCCUACGGUACCUGCUACUUUGCCGUGGACAACACCAACGAUAUGAUAUUCAUGGUCAAGGUUGUCCCACUCUCAAAGUUUCGUGCAUCGGAGGUGGACGCCCUGACAUCCUGUGCCAUGGACGAUGAUGCCCAUCAGAAUAUUGUCCAAUAUCUGGGCACGUUCCGUGACAAAUGCGAUACAUGGAUACUCACGGAGUUCCUUGUCGGCGAGGAGCUUUCGGCGCCCAUCAAACGCAAUGCCCUGAACGAGCGGACCUGCCGUGAGCUCUUCCGUCAGAUUCUGGAGGCGGUGCGCUUCAUCCACUCCAAGAAGUUCAUACACGGUGACGUAAAGCCCGAGAACGUUGUCUUUGAGAGUCGCGAUGAUAUGGUGGUGAAGCUGGUUGACUUUGGCAGUGCCUGUUACAGCAGCAGCUUCACGAGCUGGCAGGACAAGCCGCGCUAUACACUGGACUAUGCACCGCCAGAGAUGCUCCAGGAUCCCAAUAUGGUCACAUAUACGCCGGCCGUCGAUGUCUACGGGCUUGGCGCGACGCUGUACACGAUGCGGGUGGGCCAUCCGCCCUAUCGCCAGGAUCAGGAGGACAAGGAGCACUCUCCGGAGAUUCAUCACCAGUUACGUAGACGCAUGCAGAGCGAGACGUUCAAUCAUGAAUCCAAGCUCUGGGUAAGUGCCAGCCCGGAAUUCCGCGAGCUGGUAGAGUGGUGCAUGCAGCCCGAUCCCGCCGACCGUCCGCAACUGGAUGAUAUAUUGGCGAGCGACUGGGUGCAGUCUGGUGGAGGUGGAGACUUGGACGUUGAUAUCAUUGUACCACCCCAACUCCAGCAGGAGGAACAUAAGGAGGAGCAGGAGCCUGAGGUGGAGCAUGUGGAUGAGCCCGAGGAGGAGGUGGUUAAUGAAGACGAUGAUACCUUGGAGAAGUCGACACCAGGUAUGUUGCCCGCAGAUGCGGCUGAGGAUGAGGACGAGGGAAUCACCCUCCUCCACGAGCCCGUGCAGGCUAUCGCGGCGACGAGCGAAUCGUUCUUGAUUCGCCCCACAGCAUCACCGCCGCUAUCCGACGACGAAGACUUUAGGGAACGCAUUGAAAUCAACUCUGAAAGUGAUUUCUUGGGCUUCGAUGAGAAUCUGCCGCCCCUACACCUGCCCUCCCAAUAUUAUGGGGAGCUGCCACUGCCAGUGCCCUUGGAGGAGACGUCCAACGCAAUGUUGCCGCCGCCGCCGCCGUCGCUUGCUCCAGUUGCUCUUGCACCAAAAACAGAAGCCGAGGAGCUAACAAUCAGACGGCCAAGAACACGCCAGCAACGGCGAACCGAGACCCAUUUACUUACGCCUGUUGUAAUGAAUGAAGCCAUCACAGACGCGGAGGACAGCAAGGUCGGUCUGUACCUGCUGAUGCAACAACUGCCGCCACCGGCAGACGUACCGAUACCCCCCACAACCAGCACCACCAAGACAUCAAUAGCAACCCGAAUCGCACGCCCAGAGCCCGCCACGAAAGCCCCCAAAAUGGGCCGUAAGAAGCGUGACGAUGAGAAUCUCUACGGCUUUGGAAAGACGCAAGUUUCUCGGCAAAAAUCGCGGGGCAGCUGGCGACACUUCUGCCUCCUCAUCAACGGUGUCCAGCAGGUGCUAAAGAAUCGCUUCAAGGAACAUCGUCGCGUAUACUGUUUACCGCAUAUUAAAUCCGAGAUCCUUGACGAGGAUGAAAUCGUGCUGCCUCAGAUAUAUCCCCGACCGAAGGCGCGAAAGCAGCGGCCGCCCAAGGUGCCGAGACCCCCAACGCGCGUCCAGCCAGAGAGGGCGCGUGCGCUGCGCCAGCGGUACGUGUUCGAAUGACGUCGCGCCAUCGGUCGGUGGUUUCGCAUAGGAGAGGCGACGGGUAGUGUCGUGGAGGUGCUGGAUGACGAUGAUGAUGCGGAUACGGAUGCGGAGGAGCGCCAACUGCAAGCGGUGCUGGCGGCGACCAUGCAGUGGGCGUCUGGCUCCAGGAGGCAACUGAACAGCUGACGACAGAUGAGGACAGGUAGCAGAACAACGAGGGCAACUAGGGCGAGGCCGCAGCGUGUAGCAACUGUCUAACUGCCACACAACAACCCACACACACCAACACACGGACUAACACUGAAAGCAAGAGUCGAAGGAUCCGCAAGGAGCACCAAAGAUCCUUUCAUGAUUUGUUAUAUACUAUAAUAGAUAAUAGAAAACCUUAGGACAUAAGUUGGGACACCUCUUUGCCAACUAUUUGUGCGGAUAAGGGCUAACGCAAACCGCAAAAUGGUAGGGAGAGGAGAUGAGAGUUAAACCGGGCAACUAUCCUUAUACAAAUAUAUUCUAUAUGCGAUAUGUUGUGCUAGUUAAUUUUUAAAUAGCCUAAUUGUAAUUACAAAAUUCAAUAAUAAAUCGGGAAUCGUACGCUAGGCCGCUUCUUGUUCAAGCGGGGAUCCUAAGAUCAAUUUAGAUGCGAUACCAGAGAAUGUAACAAUCACUAAAAGCAUUAAUCAGUUAAUCAGUUAUAUAGUUAUUCGUUAAGGUCAACAAACAUUGAUAACGACACAACCACACCACAUAGACAUCAUCCAACGACCUCCCAAGCUACAACUACAUAAAUCUACAUGCUAAAUUUCACCUAAGUUCGUUAAACAUAUUCCCACACACUAUCAUCAUCAAUACCUCAAUAACCAUCAUCAUCAUUAUAGGUAUCAUCAUCAUCGUACAUAUAUGUAUGUUCAAACGUUGCCAAUGAUAAUCAGUAUAAGGACUUGUACUGCUCUUGAUUUGCUAAUAUUUUAAGUGUGUUGUCCUCUUCGUGUUUGCAAUAUCUUCGACCUUUACUUGUCCUCCUUCUGAUGGAUUUGGCAACAGUUUGUAUACUAAAAAAAACUAAUUGUCGUUUGUAAUACUGAUUUCAGUGAAAGGAUGGAAUCUGCGACUUCGUCCACGAAAUCGGUGCUAUCGGUUUGAAGCGUGUGCAAAACAGAGUGGUCACCUCCUAAUUUCU